CCAGACCGCUAGUUGGCAGUAACGCGACUUUCCCGUUGGAUUCCGGUCACACAUAUUUUCUUCCAGACAAAGAAUGUAAUAAUUAAACACGCUGUAAAUCUUAUGUGAUACUCAUUAUAAUUAAUCGACCACUAUGUGCUGCGUAACAUAAUUGUUAGUCGUCUCGCCGACGCGUGUGGAAUAAGCAAAGACGUGGUUAUGAGUCCGGGAAUGUUUUAAUUAGUAGUAUUUAAAAAGAAAGGUAAAUAUAAGACAUGGUAAGUAAAUGUCGCUUUGUUCUUGUGCUGAUUACUUGUGGUGUUUGCUCGCGGGAAGACGUGAUGACUGAUGACCAACAACAUGUCCGCUUGUCCCCGAUGUUGGUUUCAUUGGAGUUGAAGCGAAAUGUAAAAGUUGCCCGUCGGAGUCACUUCUCCAGCGGUGUGUUGUUGUUCCGUGAGGCGAUAGAGAGGUGGGCUCUCUCUCUCUCUUUUUAAUUCUUUGGCACCAUUUUAAACAUCGCUUAUGUGUUAUAAAGUUUCUAUUAUUAUUAUUUAUUGCUAAGGUUUAUGCCAAGCAUUUGUUGGUUCCAGUCUCCCAAAUAUAAUAAUGUGAGGCUUUUUUCCCCAUCACGACAUGAUGUGUACCUCCAAUCUUUUACAUUUUAAAGACUGGACAUUAAAGAUGGUGAACUGAUCUAAAAGCGUUUCUGGUAUAAAAAGUGAUCCAGUUGAAAAUCAAAUCUUAAAUCGUUUAUUGUAUAAAUAAGAUCUCAUUAGUAUCAAAAUGGUAAACCUUGAUCCAGGGUUUUAACUUUUAUCAGCCUUAACAACAGCUACACAAUGAUCCAUCGAUGGCUGAGAGCUGCAGACACUUUCCUCUCUCUCUCCUCCAGGUUUACAACAUGUCCGACCCGGUUCAGACCACCCCUGACGGUCUCCGUAAACUGGUCCGCUGGGCUCACAGCCACGGAACCAUCUGCAGCCUCAUCCCCAGCCUGCAGCAGCUCACCUGUGGUUCCCAUGGUAAUGUGCUGAUGCCUGAACUGGGUCUCCACGGUAGCAGUGUCCCUGUUGCAAGGUGGGGUUGUGCCGCUGGACACUCCUACCGCUGGCCCCUCAGUGACCACGGCAACGGCUGUAGAGGCUCAGCAAAUACCAGCCAGGGCCCGGAAAGGCUAGAUGGAGGGCGCCGGUCCAACAAGGUGACAGCGAGGGCGUCAUGUGACCUCUGCUAUAACGAAGCAGCAUCCGAGGGGGAGGAGUUCAGCAGCUGGCUGUUUGACAACGAUGGGUUUGAUUCGUCAGCCACGGACGAAGACGGUGACUACGAGCCCCGGUCAUCCAGGAAAAGAGGCGGGACUCCAGGGCGAGCAGUAAACAGGAAGAAGGUCAAGCAAGAAGUGACCUCGCCGGAGGAUCACGACGCUGUCGCCACCGCGGCAGGCACGGGGCCAGCAGUGACGGACGCUGGCAAUGUGUCGCAGGCUUGUCGGGCCCCGAACACACACACUCAAAUCCCGCACACACUGCCCAAAAAGGCCCCCCCGCGGGGCCCUCAAACACUGCAUGGACAGCAUCUGAGUUGGGAGAGAUUAGAGGACCCAGAGAUGGAGCUGCUGGGAGGAGGCAGCGACACGACGGAGACCACAGGGAAGUCUGCAGGGGAGCAGAAUGAGCUGGAGAACCUGCACGCGUUACUUCGUGCCGAGCGCAGCCGCAACCAGCAGAUGACGGAGAUCAUCUCCGGUCUGAAGCAGGACAAAGAGAUGCUGCAGAAGGAACUCGGGAAGAAAGCAGAUGUCAUCUGUGACUUCCUGCAAGACAAAAUGCGGCCAGAGAAGAGGUGGCCUUAUUGCUCUAAUCCGAUGGAGCCGGGGAGUUCACACAUGUCCUGUUCUGACGAUGUGGUCGGGGACGAUUCCCCGAUCAUCUUUGACUCAUGUGAGGAAAUGGAGCUCCACCCUCUGGACCACCGGACCCACAAGAACAAAUGGAGCCGGGACGGAGAAACCACCCGCGUUCGGAUGAAAAACGUGGCGGGCGUAAUAGCGCGCUACAUGGCGGCCCUGGAGGAGUUCCGCAGCAGUGUCUCCAUGAAGGUGGCCUUUGACCGGGUCGGCGUGGACCGCAACACAAUUUCCCGCACGGCGUCCAUAGCUGAGCUCAGUCUGGCCGCUCCCGAGGUGUUUCACGCCAUGGCGCCGUGGGACGAGAAAGGGGAAACGCUGGCGCAUUACGCCCACCGCUGCCGACAGGCCAUGGAUGACAACACGAAGGCCAAGAUCAAAAUCAUGAAGGGGCACGGCGAUCUUCUGCCCAUCGUGUCAAACCGCACGGACUGAAUCAGAGGCCACGGCGCAUUCUUGUUGUACACCUACGUAUAACAAGAAAGCGCACCAUUUGGAAGCUUUAAUUUCUCUGUUAGUUACGACACUGCCUGAGUCUGUGGUCCUCAACUUAUUCCAGGGAUUUUAUCACACGGUUGUUUUUAAUCUUCCUUUUCACAAUCCUGUGUCCGUCUAAUCAUUGUGUGGCUGCAUUACAUAACAUUACCUUCUGGCUACAUGUCUGCCUCUGUGGGCGCCUGCUGGCCAAUGGAUUGGCCUCACCUUCUGAGGUGGAAAGAAAUGGAACCAGACACAUAAAGUUUGUGUGUGUGUGUGAUUUUUACCAGCCGCCACAGCGAAGCUGGAAUCGUUUUCACCUUGUGAGUCUGUGUCGUCGUGGCAAAGUAGGGUCUUGGAAAUACCGACAGGAGUGGUCUUGUGUUCAGUCUGUCUGUAGUCGAGUCGUUUCAUUAAGUGUUUGAGUGACCACCACAGAAUAAACCAGUUUCUCAUAUCACUUUAUGAAAUGGCUGGACUUUUGAUGUUCCAGUAAAUAGUCUGAUGAAUAAAUCGAUUUUUAAGUAUUCUGAGGGUCAGUGACUCGAUGUGGUUUUUUUAAACAUGUUGCAUUGGUUUUGUGGUCUGCCAAACCGUUUUACAAUAAAUCCACCAACAACAGUGAA
This is a messenger RNA of Pseudoliparis swirei, 2991 nucleotides long. RefSeq lists its product as uncharacterized. NCBI's taxonomy places the organism in Eukaryota, Metazoa, Chordata, Actinopteri, Perciformes, Liparidae. Gene Ontology annotation, cellular component: nucleoplasm. The transcript has 5 exons. The record is from RefSeq and is a predicted model, not a curated record. Bases 833 to 2323 code for a protein of 496 amino acids.